UUUACCGAUCAGAUGAGUCACAUUCUUAACUGGACACUUGUCAAUUUUAAAACAUAAUUCUGCAACAGCAGUUUCAUCUGAAUUUGUGUCAGCUUGACCAAAGCUUACAUAACCUCCUCAGUUGAUCAACCAGUCCUAAAAGACUCUUUGUGCAAAUCGAAAGUUAGAGAAUCAGAAGAGAAGAGCCAUGGAGAUGCACGAAAUCUCCGCAGAGGGGGAAAAAAUUGAAGAUGUAGAAGCAAGUGAGCCGACGCCAGAGGCCAAAACUGAAGAGGAAGCAGAACCUGACCACUAUUCCAAGCUACAAAGUCCAUCGGAUGAUAUCUAUUCAGAGGCUUAUUAUGGUGGCGCUCCAAUGAAAGAUAAAGCAGAGAAACCGGCCGAGGGAAACACACGUCUGUACCGCGCCGUCUGUCUACUCCUGGCUGUAAUCUGCCUGAUCCUGCUGCUGGUCGUCAUUGUCCUCAGUUUGAAACUCCAAACUGGAUCCACAGACUGCCCACAGUUAGUGGAGGACACUUGCAGCUAUGAGCGGUGCCAGGCUUUCUUCCCCAGCGUUCAAACCCACAAUCCCGCUCCACAGCGCAGGUGUCAGCAGUGCGCCGACGGCUGGCUGACUUUCGGCCACUCUUGUUUCUUCCUGUCCACCUUCAGGCUGAACUGGAAUGAGAGCCAGAGGAACUGCAGCGACAGAGGAGGAUCUCUGGCUGUCAUCAACAGCCAGAGUCUUCAGCAAUUUCUGACUAAGGAGGGGAAGAUGCAGUACUGGAUCGGGCUGAGACAGAACAGCAACAGGUGGACCUGGGUCAACAACACUGUGCUGCAACAGAGUUAUUGGGCAGGAGUCCGGUCAAAGGGUGACUGUGGGGUCCUCGGCAGUGAUAGCCCAGCUGAGAGGAACUGGUUCACAGCUCCCUGCCACACCUACACCUACUUCAUCUGUCAGCUGCAGAUGUGACGGCAUCGGUCUUCUUCAAUGGAAUGAUGAGCAAAUCAAAAUUCCUUCAACAAGCAUCAACUCCUCCAUAGCCUUUCAAAUCAUUUCUCUUUCCACUGCACAUUAUAAUCAAUAGCACCCAGCAAAUAAAAAAAAUAUUCUUUUAUAUUAUAAGCUAAUUUGUAUUUGUAUCCUAACAUGUCAGCUACGUAUGUAAGAACUAAUAUAUUCUAUACGUGCUUUACUCUUACACACUGUAUCAUUCUUUAUACUGCUGUCAGACAAAUAAAGGCCAGUGCAUUUGUUUCAACAAGGUUUUAUUCUCAUAUAAAAAUGUUCAUGCAACUAA
This is a messenger RNA of Acanthopagrus latus (yellowfin seabream), 1286 nucleotides long. RefSeq lists its product as uncharacterized. The transcript has 7 exons. The record is from RefSeq and is a predicted model, not a curated record. Lineage: Eukaryota; Metazoa; Chordata; Actinopteri; Spariformes; Sparidae. Bases 188 to 958 code for a protein of 256 amino acids.